AUGAGCAGGCGGAAUUGUUGGAUUUGUAAGAUGUGCAGAGAUGACUCUAAGAGGCCUCCUUCAAACCUUACUUUGGAGGAAGCAUUACAGUGGGCCCAGUCUUUUGAAAAGUUGAUGGCUACGAAAUAUGGUCCGGUAGUCUAUGCAGCAUACUUAAAAAUGGAGCACAGUGAUGAAAAUAUUAAAUUCUGGAUGGCGUGCGAAACCUAUAAGAAAGUUGCCUCACAGAGGAGCAGAACUUCUAGGGCCAAGAAGCUUUAUAGGACUUACAUCCAGCCACAGUCCCCUAGAGAGAUUAACAUUGACAGUUCGACAAGAGAAACCAUCAUCAAGAAUAUUCAAGAACCCACUCAAACGUGUUUUGAAGAGGCUCAAAAAAUAGUGCAUAUGCACAUGGAAAGGGAUUCCUAUCCCAGGUUUCUAAAGUCAGAAAUGUACCAGAAACUUCUGAAGACUAUUCAAUCCAACAACAAUUCUUGA
Lagenorhynchus albirostris (white-beaked dolphin) is the source of this 480-nucleotide messenger RNA. It is a transcript of the gene RGS13, whose product is annotated as regulator of G protein signaling 13. NCBI's taxonomy places the organism in Eukaryota, Metazoa, Chordata, Mammalia, Artiodactyla, Delphinidae. The transcript is spliced from 4 exons. The coding region runs from base 1 to 480 and encodes 159 amino acids. The record is from RefSeq and is a predicted model, not a curated record.